UUUACUUUCCGCAUCACUGUACCCUCAUAAAUUACUACAAAACUCGAGAAAAGUGAAGACAGCUGAUCACUGCAUUUUUCAUUUCAGAACAUUGAAUGUUCAGCUGACUCCUCUCAAGGGAGAGAGAAAAAAGUUUUAGCUAUCAGUAAACAACUCAGGUGCUUAGCACUUGAUUAGAAGCAAAUUGAUAGUGCAAUGAUUAGUGAUGAUUGUGAGCAUAGAAUAGAAGUAGAUAAUUUGAAGCACGGAGAAAUUGUACAACAUACUUUACUGCUUAUUAAGGGUCAUAUACGCCAGCUCCGACCAUUAAAAAAGUGUGUCGAGCAACAAAUACUUUUACAUGUGAAGUACAACAGCAGCUUGGAAUCUACACCAUGGGAGUUGGAACAACAGUCGCAAAUUUCCAGAAAUGGUCAGUUUAAACUGCUCUGCGAUUUGGGUCAACAUGUGCCAGUGACGGGCAACCACAGAAAAUUACCACUGCAACUGCAUUUUUGCUAUUGUAACUCGGUAUUGAACAUUGAGAUCUUGUAUGAAUGUCCAACAAACAAUUAUCGCCUACAAGCUUUAUAUAUCAAAUGUUCUAAUCAGCAUACCAAAGACGAAGAAGUGCGUGCGUGUUUUGAUAAAAUCAAUUUAAAUUUACGUUUGGUGCAGAGCGUUUAUGCGGAUCAGUUGCGUGCUGCUGCUUACGGCCGCUUCACAUUUACAUUAAAUGGUGAUUGUAAAGUAUUUGAAACACAACUAACUUGCGAAGAAGUUUGGCAGCUGAACGAAGAAAGCUUGUGGCAAAAUUUUGCGGAGGAGAUACUCAACUCAAGCGCCUGGGGUGGCGAGGACAAACUAAAGUUUGUUGCAUUCAUUGGCUGUACGAAAUAUGACGCUGCAGCAAUAGCAGCUUCAGGCGAUUUCUCGUACGCUAACAUUCGCAGGCACUUAAAGGGUCACGCCGCCUUGGGUGGUGGUGGUCUGGCGCUUUUCGGUGCAGCUUAUUUGUAUGCAUGGCCACGCUACUGUAAAGAUAUUAAUGCAUAUUUCGGCAGCACUGAGAAAGUGGAUCCCACGCAAUUACCAGAUGAUAGCAACUAUCGUUGUACAUAUGGCGGUGUGUACGCAACAACGUUGGGUGCUGUUGUGCAUGAAAUCGGCCAUACUUUCGAUUUAGGUCACACCAUAGACGGUGUUAUGGGCAAUGGUUUCGAUUAUAUUAAUCGCGUGUUCACAAUUGACAAUCUGACCGAGCAUCUCCCUGAUAGAGUUAUUGAGCGAACAGCGCAUGCUUUGAAUGUACAAGUGGCGGAGCGUCCUCGUUUUACACAGCUCAAACGUUCCACGAACAAAUUCCUUGAGAAAUAUCAUGAACAAAAAACAAGUGAUCCUUUUUAUUUUACACGAAAUUGUGCUAUAAUUUUAGCUCAUAACAAAUGGUUUAAAAAUUGCCGAACUAACGGUGAUGUGUUUGAUUUAGCUACGGUUGAAACACUGUUAAAAUAUGACCCUGCUGAUAAGUGUGUUAUAAGUGGUGAGAGUGAACAUGCCUUGUGCCUGAUUGAGGUACGCACCGUUGAUAAGAGUUUAGUUAAAUAUUGGUAUGAACCAAGCAAAUCGGAUAGUUUAAUUUAUAAAUUUCACUUGCCGCAAGAAGCGAUCGAAGCUCUUGAAAAAGAUCACUACUUGUUUGUGCUCACGCGUUCGGGUGUUGCUAAGCGUUUGUGUGAGCCUCGUAAUUGCUAAGCUGGUAAUUCGUGUAGUACCCCUUUACAAGCUCCACCAUUCAACUGAUAGCAGACUGCUGCGUGAGACUUUGGUAGUCAUUGAGAACGAUAUUUAACAUAUUUACGUUUAAGAAAGUGGAAUUGAGUUUAUGUUUAUUUACGUUGACGAAUGGACUAUCUUGAAAGCGGCAUAAUAAACUAAAAACAAUAUAUAUUU
Molecule: messenger RNA, 1932 nt
Organism: Ceratitis capitata (Mediterranean fruit fly)
Lineage: Eukaryota; Metazoa; Arthropoda; Insecta; Diptera; Tephritidae
Exons: 2
Coding region: 196-1734 (512 amino acids)
Source: RefSeq, a predicted model, not a curated record